AUGUUUGAAGCCUCCAGAGUGUGGUUAAUUACAGGUUCUACUUCAGGAUUUGGAUUUCGCCUUGUGAUCCUUGCCCUUGCGUGUGGCGAUCGCGUAAUCGCCACUGCUCGAUCUUUGGAUAAACUUGAAAACCUUGUUUCCAGCUGUAAACCCGAUGUCCGGGAAAACUUGCGAACCGUACAACUAGAUGUCACAGAGGGCGUAAAAGCAAUCACGGACAAGGUAAACAAAGCAGCUGCCAUCUGGGGUCGCAUCGACGUUGUGGUCAACAACGCAGGGAACGGCUUGCCUGGCAUCGUAGAAGAAGCGGGGUCCUCCCUGCUUCGUCGCCAGUUUGAUACAAACUUCUUCGGCAUGAUGGACGUGACUUCAGCCACUCUUCCACACCUUCGUGCGAGCCCAUCGGCAUGUCUAGUGAUUAUUGGAAGUAGAUCUGCUUGGAAGACCGAAAUUAUUGUUUGACCUUAUGCGGCAUCAAAGGCGGCUGUACACGCUCUUACUGAAACUUUAACGCUCGAACUGGCACCAUUCAAUAUUCGGGUUUUAUUGGUCGAGCCUGGCGCUUUUAUGACGGAAGGUAUCUAUGGACAACCAUUUUUUACAUCCAAUCCUAUACCAGCGUACGACGACAUGAGGGCAGCCAGUAAAGCUCGGUUUGCAUCUGUGGCAGGGACCGAAAAAGGGGAUCCAAACAAAGCUAUGCAAGUCGUGGUGGACGUGGUGAGGGGGGAAGGAGUAGCCAAGGGGAGACCGUGGCCUGGAUAUCUCGUUCUCGGUGAAGAUGCGGAGAACGAUGUGAGGACUAAGUGUUCCAAGGUGCUGAAAGUCCUCGAUGAAUGGGUCGAUGUUGCGAGGGGCGUCAACUUUGAUAACCUUUCGGUUAAUCACUAA
Laccaria bicolor S238N-H82 is the source of this 891-nucleotide messenger RNA. Lineage: Eukaryota; Fungi; Basidiomycota; Agaricomycetes; Agaricales; Hydnangiaceae. The record is from the annotation of a RefSeq genome assembly.